AGAUAAACCAAAAAUUUCAAUCCAAUCAAACAAUUAAAGUAGCGAAAAUAGACUGGAGGAGGGAAUACGUAAAUAGGGAGGGAGAUGUACUGCCAGGUAAAGGUUAAUUGGUCAAGUCAAAUCUGCUCCUCAACCAGACUCCCUCUCCUUCCGCCUCUUCCGAUCCUUUCUCUCCGGCCUUUCACAAUAGUCAAUACGGAAAAGCUGAAGAAGCCCAGCUCCCAGUUGAUUCGAUCGGUUCCGGAUCUCGGGUUGGUUUUUCUACGUUUCACACUCAUCUUCUUUAUCUUGUCAUGUACUGAUUUCUAUCUUUGAUCACCCCUUUCAUCACUGUCUGCUAGCUAAAGGUUCGAUGGCUACGCAGAUGAAAGAGCGCGUCCAUGAGGUCUCCCUUGAAAAUUUGAUGGUGAAGCAAGACCUGACUCACGUAAGUGAUAAGCAGCUGUUAGCUGAGGGGGCUUCUGUUGAGCUCCAGAACAGAAUUAAGCCCAAAUUUAAACCACGGCCAUCUCAAUCAAGAGAAAAGAAAGUUGCAGAACUUGAUAAUCCUAAAAUUGCACCCCUUGAAAUGAAGCAAAGGCAGAAUGUUGCUGUUGAUGGGAGUUCUGCAUCUCAACCACGCAAAAGAAAAAAACAGCAUCCUGCAAAUCAUGGGAAAGAUAAUGAUGCUUCACAAUUUAGCCAAGUUUUUAUUGUGCCAAAGGAGGAGUCCGUUGGCACUGGAAACAAACAUAGCAAUGAUGAAGGAAAUCACAUGUCAGAUUCUCUCGUUCUUUCUAGAAUAACUUCUGAAGAGGAUUUGGAUCAUCCAAAGCCUUUAAAAGGUGUCUUUGAUGCUCAUUCUGAUGGAGAAAGAGUGACUCAUCCAGAAGGACUUGAGAAAGGUUUAGACAAAUUGCAGCCUAGGAGGAACCCUGAAAUUGGUGCUCAUGCGCCACAGUUUGAUCAAAGAAAUGGGCAAGCCCCUGAAAAACCAUCAGAAGAUGGGUACAACUGGAGAAAGUAUGGACAGAAGUUUGUUAGAGGAAAUGAAUUUAUUCGGAGUUAUUAUAAAUGCACUCACAUUAAUUGCACCGCAAAAAGACAAGUGGAGAGAUCUCAUGGUGGUCAUAUUGCCGAAAUUAAAUACAUUGGUAACCAUGAACAUCCUAAACCUCAAAAUAGCCCUCAGGUAUCUACCAUCACCCAAGAUAGAAGACCCGACUUGCCUGCUUCUGAAGUUACGCCAGGGGAGAAGUGUGAGACUACUGAAACCAAACAGUCCCCAUUGGCACUCUAUGAUGCAGGCACGCCAUAUUCAGCUCUCCAGUCACAUAAUUUGCCAGAUGAGGAUGAUUACAGUACUUGCCGAGAACCAAAAAAGCAAAAGAAAGUUUCUUCUAGCUGUGAUGACAAUAAGCCUCAUGGGGAGCCAAAGCAUGUUGUUCAGACGAUGACUGAUGGGGAUAUAGUAAGUGAUGGGUACCGCUGGCGCAAGUAUGGACAGAAAUUUGUAAAGGGUAACCCAUACCCAAGAAGCUAUUACAGAUGCUCGAACAGUGGGUGUCCUGCGAAGAAACAUGUUGAGAAGGCUUCCCAUGAUCCAAAAAUGGUCAUGACGACAUAUGAAGGGAAGCAUGUCCACGAUAUGCCACCAUGUAGGGCUACUACCCUACAAAAGUCAGGCGAGUGUGUCAAUGCCACCAAUACAAGAAUGACAACGAGUGGAGAUCCAAGACAAUCUGAAACUGUUGAAAACAAAUACGAUGGUAGCCUUGACAUGGUUGUUUAUGUUGGGGCCACCUGAGGAUGCUUUGGAUGAAUGGAAGCAACUAAUUCGCUUUGGUAUAGAUAAUUUACUCACGGUUCUUCUUGAGGUGUUCUGUGGAGGAGCUCAUAUUUUUUAAACAAAUUAAUGAGUAGUGAAACUGGUAAGGAAGAAUGGUUGAGGGAAGAGUUCAGGGAAAAAAUUAUUCCAAUAAUACCCUUAAUGAAUGAAAGAGUGUUUAAUUCAUCAAGAGCAUAGGAGUAAUAGUUUCAUUUGCAAUCCAUGAACCAUCCCCUAAACCAUUCUCUCCCCAUAUAUCAUUACUCAAUUAGUAUGACUGAUGACAACAAACCAAGUGUCAUAUUGUGUAAUGAGUAUGGUCUGUAUGGAUAUAUGUAGAGAAUGUUCUAGGAAAGAGUUCAAUGAAAGAGUAUAAAAUUGUCCCUAUGCCCUUAAUGAAUUAAAUUUGGCUUCCAUUCAUCAAGGGUAUGAUUAGAAGAAAAUCAUUAUAUUCUUAACCAUUGUGUGAACCAGCCAACCAUUCUCUGGCCUUUUAACUACUCUUGUCUUAAAUUGACAUUAUGACAUAAUAUACUACGUACCUGAUAUGAGGGAUGCUCUGGCAUAGAAUCUAGCUAAGUUUUCUUGACCAGAAAUGUAAUUAUUGUUAUUCUGAAUGAACAUGUUGGAAGUUUGUUAUAGUACCCAAACACAAUCUAUUUUAGUAUAAAUGUCUGUUUAAGUCCCCAAAAUAUGUUUAUGA
Cuscuta epithymum is the source of this 2510-nucleotide messenger RNA. The record is from the annotation of a GenBank genome assembly. NCBI's taxonomy places the organism in Eukaryota, Viridiplantae, Streptophyta, Magnoliopsida, Solanales, Convolvulaceae.